This is a messenger RNA of Cokeromyces recurvatus, 832 nucleotides long. RefSeq lists its product as uncharacterized. Lineage: Eukaryota; Fungi; Mucoromycota; Mucoromycetes; Mucorales; Mucoraceae. The coding region runs from base 129 to 548 and encodes 139 amino acids. The transcript has 3 exons. The record is from RefSeq and is a predicted model, not a curated record.
CUCCUACUACCAAAGAAAAAGAUCAACAUAGGCAUUUAAUUCAAACGAAUGGUUAUUCAGUUGAAUUUCACUUUAAAAAGAAAUCUAAAAAGUCAAAGAAGAAUACUACUGCUGAUGACUUGACUCCUAUGCAUUUUACUGGUGAUGUCAAAAACAACAAUGCACUUAUCUGGGCUAUAGAUCCUCGACAAACUGAUAUUUUCACUGCUGUUGACUCUAGUACUUCUGACAAGAAGAAAAGGAUCGCUACUGCUCCUAAAGAUAACCAGACCACCGAUUUAUCUAAGAAAAGAAUUAUUGCCUUUGGUUAUGCUAAAUCUGGUAGCUCUAUGAAAGGAAAACUUUCUGCUCCUAUUAGACGGAUAACGGAUGCAAUUAAGAAAAUGUCUAAAGAAUUGAAAGGAAACACUUUUAUCUCUGUUGAUGAAUAUUUGACUUGUCAAACAUGUAACCAUUGUAAAAAUCGAAACUUAACUAAUAUUACUACAACCAAAUCAAAGCGUAAACUUCAUGCUGUACUCAAGUGUAACUCUUGCAGUAUGGUAUGAAAUCAUGACGUAAUGGCUGCUAAAAACAUAAACUACAUGUCACAACAUAAAAAUAAAAAGACCUCCUGAAUUUCAAAAAUUUUCUUAAAUGCAUGCGAUCUCUAUAACGGUUUCGCAUCCCUUACUUAACAGUAUUGUGGAAGUUAUACUACGACCAAAAUUUUCAAUUACCGAAGAGAAGUGUAACAAAAGCAGCAACAGAAAACGUCAAAGCUAAAUUUAACAAAAGAGUCACGAAGGGCUAAAUAAAAUUGAUCUGCACAUUUUUUUUUUUUUUUAAAAAA